UAUAAACAAACAAACAAACCUCUCCUGUUAUCGUCCCAGAUAUCGAAUUGUAUUCCGAGCUUGCUGGAGGAAGAAAGAGCAGCGAUUUCCGUUCAUUAGUUAUCGUAGUUAACUCUAUUUCACGGUUGUUUUAGAGCUUUUGUUUCCGAGAAUGGCUGAGGAAGCGCACAAGGUCACGUUGAAUGUCUACGACCUAAGCCGAGGCUUGGCACGCCAGCUCUCUGCUUCAUUUUUAGGGAAGGUUAUCGAAGGUGUCUGGCAUACGGGAGUGGUUGUGUAUGGAAGUGAAUACUUUUUCGGAGGAGGCAUCCAGCAUCUGCCUGCUGGAACCACCCCAUACGGAGCACCGCUGCGAACGGUAGAGCUGGGUGAAACACAUGUUCCUAAAGAUGUGUUCGAGAUGUACUUGGAGGAGAUCAGUCCACGUUACACUGCUGAAUCAUACAAUCUGCUGGCUCACAACUGUAACAACUUCAGCAACGAGGUCGCUCAGUUUCUGGUCGGUAAAGGGAUUCCAGAGUACAUUCUCGACCUUCCGAACGAGGUCAUGAACAGCCCCAUGGGUGGUCUUAUAAUGCCUAUGAUUCAAAACCUGGAGACGACUCUGAGAGCCGGCGCUGUUCCUAACGCUCCCCAGUUUAGGCCUCAGGCACAGCCUUUUGGUGCUUUUGGCAAGGAUGAAGGUCCAAAACUACCGAGCAAGCCCAAGGAGAAUAACUCGAAGUCUGAGGAUGCCAAAACCUCGGUUCCAGCUGAAAAAGUGGCACCUGCUGUUGCUCAAGCUUCUUCUAGUAAAGAGAAGGUGAAGGAGGAUCCAUUGGGUGAUGCUAGGACCAAGAUUCAGGAAGAGAUUACCCGUGAGUUUGCAGCUCUCAUGGCGCAAGGCACACUAAGAGCAAGUGAAGCAGCUGCCAUGGCCACCAAAAGAGUGAUGCAAAAGUAUGGACAUCUCAAUAUAUCUGCCUAGUCUAUAAUAAAACCAGAUUAAACCGUUUAUCUUGCUGUUGUAUUGAAACCGAGUCCAUGAUUUUGAACGAUUUUUAUUACUAUUUUUUCCAACUA
This is a messenger RNA of Raphanus sativus (radish), 1062 nucleotides long. RefSeq lists its product as uncharacterized. Gene Ontology annotation, biological process: protein modification by small protein removal. Gene Ontology annotation, molecular function: peptidase activity. The record is from RefSeq and is a predicted model, not a curated record. The coding region runs from base 152 to 967 and encodes 271 amino acids. The transcript is spliced from 5 exons. NCBI's taxonomy places the organism in Eukaryota, Viridiplantae, Streptophyta, Magnoliopsida, Brassicales, Brassicaceae.